AUGGAGAGCUAUGGCUUGGUCAGCAACUACAACGACAUUACGGUUACCAAAGAGAUUUCAGUAACUAUAGCAAUAGUUUAUCUAGACAUAAUGAUGUACAUGAUCGCUCAAAUGCUUCUGUACACACUUCAGAAGCGGAUCCCUCUUAGCAAUCCGACCGACACGGGCAUCCGCUAUCUGUAUUUGGCCGCUUUUCUGAGCAAUGGGUUUGUUGCAAAGCUAAUCUACGGAAUUCUGAUGACCGAAGGACUCUUACAAAGAAACCUUAUGCAGGUCAUUGUCUGCACGUUAACCCAGUUUGUUAUUAUGGGCAUUCGCCUCUGGAUAACCCUAACGCUAGAUACAGGGGCGGGUGUUACUUAUAUUAUUAUGUCCGUUAAUAUUACCGGAAUUGUAGUGGAUACACUCAUUAUGCUUUACAUAGUUGCCAAACAGCGAAAGGAGUUUAGAUGGUUCCAUUACAAGACUUUUGGAGCAAACAUUAAACGGAACAACAUGUUUUCAAUUCGCAAACUCUUAGACUUAUCUUUUAAAACCGGAUUCCAGUUGUUUAUUUCUAUCUGGAUUGUGUCCUUUUUGAUUAUGGAUAUUGGAACUUCUCUAAUCAUAGAAACUAUUCUCUAUGUGGCAUUGAUAACAAUCUAUCAAAUUGAUUGCUAUGAACUUAUCCCAAUAAGAAUCGCUAAUAUUACACUUACUCUAGGCAUGGGCGUCUAUCUAAUAACCCAGAUAAUCUUCUUUAAUGAUCUUCUUAGGCCGGUGCCUACAGAGGCAUCUGACGCGGCAAAUGAUCCUUACCUGCUUAUAACCCUCCUAUUGCGAUUGGCAGUGCAUUUGGUGUACGCCGGACUGCUUAUUAUCGACAUGCGUUCCUUCAACAAGGGCAUUCUCUACUAUCAGGCUCGAAGAGAAAAGAAGCGCAAGACCAUCGAUGGCACGGGCAACUAA
Molecule: messenger RNA, 948 nt
Organism: Nematocida homosporus
Lineage: Eukaryota; Fungi; Microsporidia
Exons: 1
Coding region: 1-948 (315 amino acids)
Source: RefSeq, a predicted model, not a curated record